Molecule: messenger RNA, 1138 nt
Organism: Talpa occidentalis (Iberian mole)
Lineage: Eukaryota; Metazoa; Chordata; Mammalia; Eulipotyphla; Talpidae
Gene: SPATC1L
Product: spermatogenesis and centriole associated 1 like
Source: RefSeq, a predicted model, not a curated record
CGUGGCCGGUCUGCGUCUCCGCCGCCAUGGGGCCCUGAGCAGGCGGCAUGGCCGAGGGCGGCGAGCUGAUGAGCAGGCUCCUGAGCGAGAACGCGGACCUGAAGAAGCAGGUGCGGCUCCUCAAGGAAAACCAGAUGCUGAGGCGGCUGCUCAGCGAGAGCUGCCAGGACAGCUGCGGCCACGGGCCCCGCGAGCUUCCCAGGGCGCCCGCCUACCCCGAGGCCUGCUCUCCCGCGGCCGGAGGUGACCCGGACUUCGGCCGCUUCGCGGGCCUGGACGCGCCGGCGCCGCCGCGGGCCGCGUCCCUGGAGGACCUGCUGUGCUCGCACGCGCCGCUGGCCGGCGAGGACGACGCGUCCCCGGGCGGCGCCGCCCCGGCGCCCCUCAAGGCCCUCUUCAGCCCCCCGGAGCUGCGCGCGCCCCGCGCCGACCGCCGGCCGCCGCCGCUGCUGGGCGCCCUGCCGGACCCGCUGGCCGAGAGGCCGCCGCCCGAGCCCGCGCGCCCCAGGAAGGUGUGCUUCGCCGAGGGGGGCGCGCCCGCGGGGGACCGGCCCCGGCGCAGCUACUACCUCAACGAGAUCCAGAGCUUUGCGGGCGCGGAGAAGGACGGGCGCGUGGUCGGGGAGAUCGCCUUCCAGCUGGACCGGCGCAUCCUGGCCUACGUCUUCCCCGGGGUGACCCGCCUCUACGGCUUCACCGUGUCCAACAUCCCCGAGAAGAUCAAGCAGACAUCCAUCAAGUCCCUGGACGGCUCGGUGGACGAGAAGAAGCUGCGCGAGCUGACGCACCGCUACCUGACGCUGACGGCGCGCCUGGAGAAGCUGGGCUACAGCCGCGACGCGCACCCCGUCUUCAGCGAGUUCCUCAUCAACACCUACGGCAUCCUCAAGCAGCGGCCCGACCUGCGCGCCAACCCGCUGCAUAGCAGCCCGGCCGCGCUGCGCAAGCUGGUCAUCGAUGUGGUGCCCCCCAAAUUCCUGGGUGACUCGCUGCUGCUGCUCAACUGCCUGUGCGAGCUCUCCAAGGAGGACGGCAAGCCGCUCUUCGCCUGGUGAGCGCCGCCGCUGCAAGAACCGUGUUUGUUCCAAACGGGGGCGCCACGCUCCUGCGUCCCUCGGCCGGCCUUCCCCCGGCAGCU